Rhinolophus ferrumequinum (greater horseshoe bat) is the source of this 1613-nucleotide messenger RNA. RefSeq names its product neuritin 1 (gene NRN1). NCBI's taxonomy places the organism in Eukaryota, Metazoa, Chordata, Mammalia, Chiroptera, Rhinolophidae. The transcript is spliced from 3 exons. The coding region runs from base 241 to 669 and encodes 142 amino acids. Gene Ontology annotation, cellular component: plasma membrane. The record is from RefSeq and is a predicted model, not a curated record. Gene Ontology annotation, biological process: nervous system development; neuron projection extension.
CUCUCUCUCUCUCUCUCUCGCUCUCUCUCGCUCUCUCUCGCUCUCUCUCUCUCUCUUUCUCUCUCUCUUUCUCUCUCUUGUUCGCUCUCUCUCUUUCUCUCCUCCCUCUGCCUUCCUGGUGCAGAAAGUCUUCGUCGCUCCUGGAACUUGUUGGCAAUGCCUAUUUUUCAGCUUUCCCCCGCGUUCUCUAAACUAACUAUUUAAAGGUCUGCGGUCGCAAAUGGUUUGACUAAACGUAGGAUGGGACUUAAGUUGAACGGCAGAUAUAUUUCACUGAUCCUCGCGGUGCAAAUAGCGUACCUGGUGCAGGCCGUGAGAGCAGCAGGCAAGUGCGAUGCGGUCUUUAAGGGCUUUUCGGACUGUUUGCUCAAGCUGGGCGACAACAUGGCCAACUACCCGCAGGGCCUGGACGACAAAACGAACAUCAAGACCGUGUGCACAUACUGGGAGGAUUUCCACAGCUGCACGGUCACAGCCCUUACGGAUUGCCAGGAAGGGGCGAAAGAUAUGUGGGAUAAACUGAGAAAAGAAUCCAAAAACCUCAACAUCCAAGGCAGCUUAUUCGAACUCUGCGGCAGCGGUAACGGGGCGGCAGGGUCCCUGCUCCCGGCGCUCCCAGUGCUCCUGGCGUCUCUCUCGGCAGCUUUAGCGACCUGGCUUUCUUUCUGAGCGCAGGGCCGGCUCCCCCCGCGCGCCCACCCACACUCACUCCAUGCUCCCGGAAAUCGAGAGGAUGAUCCAUUCGUUCUUUGGGGACGUUGUGAUUCUCUGUGAUGCUGAAAACACUCAUAUAGGAUUGUGGGAAAUCCUGAUUCUCUUUUUUAUUUCGUUUGAUUUUUUUUGUUUUAUUUGCCAAAUGUUACCAGUCAGUGAGCAAGCAAGCACAGCCAAAAUCGGACCUCAGCUUUAGUCUGUCUUCACAUAAAAAUAAGAAAACGGCAAAUCCACCCCAUUUUUUUUUUUUUUUUUUUGGCAAAAGAAUCUCAGGAACGGCCCUGGGCCACCUAAUAUACUAAUCAUGUUAAUACAUGACAAAUGAUGGGCUCCUCCUAAAGGAAAGACGAGAGGAGAAGGCCAGGGGAAUGAAUUCAAGAGAGAUGUCCACGAGGGAAGCAUAUGGUGAAUAAUUCACGCUCACGUCUUUCUUCCACAGUAUCUUGUUUUGAUCAUUUCCACUGCACAUUUCUCCUCAAGAAAAAUGAAAGGACAGAUUGUUGGCUUUGUGUUUUAAGGAUAGGAGGGAGAGAGGGAAAGGUUGGGGAAAUCUCGGGUUAGAGGUAAAGGCUGCGAGAAAUGCUGCUAAAGUCACUGAGAGGUUCAGCUUUACCUACUGUUAUUGAUGCAUCUUUCCAAGUCCACUGCCUUUUUUUCCCUCCUCUCUUGUUUUAGCUGUUACACAUACAGUAAUACCUGAAUAUCCAACGGUAUAGAUCACAAGGGGGGGAAUGUUAAAUGUUAAUCUAAAAUAUAGUUAAAAAAGAUUUUGACAUAAACAGCCUUGAUUUUAAAAAAGAGAGAGAUGUAAUUUAAAAAGUUUAUUAUAAAUUAAACUCAGCAAAAAACGAUUUGCUACAAAGUAUAGAGAAGUAUAAAAUAAAAGUUAUUGUUUGAAA